Molecule: messenger RNA, 1053 nt
Organism: Gryllus bimaculatus (two-spotted cricket)
Lineage: Eukaryota; Metazoa; Arthropoda; Insecta; Orthoptera; Gryllidae
Source: the annotation of a GenBank genome assembly
AUGGCUGAUCCGGAGGCUGCAUCGUCGAGCAGCGAGCCUUCAGAAAUUCAAGAAAAUGACGAAAAAACGGAAGAAUUUGGCGAACCCGAGAAAAAACGACAAAAGCUAAUGAAAUUGGGAGACGGAAAAGCUGACAAAUUGGAGCAUAGGUUGGGAGGUAUUUUAUGUUGUGCCGUUUGUUUGGAUCUACCUCGAGCAGCUGUCUACCAGUGUACCAAUGGUCAUUUGAUGUGUGCUGGAUGCUUUACACAUUUGCUGGCUGAUGCGCGAUUGAGGGAUGAAAUUGCUACAUGUCCGAAUUGUAGGAUCGAAAUAAGUAAAACUUCAGCAUCAAGAAAUUUGGCAGUUGAAAAAGCCGUGAGUGAGUUGCCAUCGGAAUGCCAGUUCUGUGGCAAGGAGUUUCCGAGAAACACUUUGGAGCGGCACGAAGAAGUGCUGUGCGAUGAAAGAAUCGCCAAUUGUAAGUACAGUCGGAUAGGGUGCCCGUGGCGCGGCCCGUUCCACGAAGGCGGCGAACACGAGAAGGUUUGCGCCCACCCGCACCGCUCGGGUGCUGAGGUCAUGGACGCGUUACAGGUUAUCGAUCUUAAAUCCAUCGAAGAAAAAAGACUGUACGAUUGUGUUUUUGAACUUCUGUCGUAUGAGAAAAUUACUUUUAAUGAUCUACAGAUGAAGCCUUAUCGCACAGAUGAAUUUGUCCAUAAGCUUUUCUACGAAACCAGUAGAUUUAGCGCUUUUAAUAAUCAAUGGGUAGUUAAAGCAAGAAUUAAUAAUAGUCAGAGAGAUCCAACUCAAAGCUCUGAAAGAGAUAUGACCUAUCAGUUAAUUUUGAAAACCAAGACAACUUUCCCUUUGAAUCUUCAUUACUUGAUACUACGAGGUCCAUUUGGUGAUAUGAAGGUUGAUCCAAAGAUAUACAAAUUUGAGUUUACUGAUCAGGAAAAUGAAAGCCCAUAUGUCUGCCUUCCUCUGCCUGAUACAGCAGAAUGCAACAGACUUUUGGCAGCUAAGGCAAUUAAUUUCCGGUUGAUCAUGUUUCUCAUGUCAAAAUAA